Aspergillus nomiae NRRL 13137 is the source of this 3471-nucleotide messenger RNA. Its product is annotated as SWI-SNF complex subunit (Snf5). The transcript has 3 exons. NCBI's taxonomy places the organism in Eukaryota, Fungi, Ascomycota, Eurotiomycetes, Eurotiales, Aspergillaceae. Gene Ontology annotation, cellular component: nuclear chromosome; nucleus; SWI/SNF complex. The coding region runs from base 1 to 3426 and encodes 1141 amino acids. The record is from RefSeq and is a predicted model, not a curated record. Gene Ontology annotation, molecular function: transcription coregulator activity. Gene Ontology annotation, biological process: regulation of transcription by RNA polymerase II; chromatin remodeling.
AUGAGAUCUUCUACAGAGCUUCCAACCCGCAUCUUGACGAAUAAUAUUCGUUAUGCGACAAAGUCACCAUUUAAGGGAGAGAAGCCAUGGGAAGAGCGCAGGCAACCCCUCCUGAAUCAGCUGCUGUAUAACACCCGCAAUCAAGACGCUUUCAUCUGCCUACAAGAGGUUCUUCAUAACCAGCUCAUCGAUAUACACUCCGGACUGAACUGUAAACAUUCUACAGUCUCCGCUAAAGCUGGGAAAAAUGCCUGGGCAUAUAUUGGCGUCGGGCGAGAUGAUGGCCACGAAGCUGGCGAAUACUCACCUAUAUUCUACCGACCGUCGGUUUGGCAGCUCCGACAUUGGGAAACAGUCUGGUUGUCGGAAACGCCGCAUGUCCCCUCAAAAAGCUGGGAUGCGGCGUCCAUCCGCAUCGUAACGAUUGGUGUUUUCACGCAUCAUACAAGUCGUCAGACUGUACUGGCGAUGAACACCCAUUUGGACGACCAAGGAUCCCGCUCUCGCUUUGAAGCAGCUCACAUUAUCCUUCGGAAGAUUGAUGAGUACCAGAGUGGAGAGUACAAAGAUGUCAUUUCCGCAGUGUUCCUGACAGGUGACUUGAACAGUGAAGAGACACAAGAGGCCUAUUCAGUGUUAACAGGGAGUGAAUCCACUCUGGUUGACACGGCAAAAACGGUCGAUCCGGCGGAGCACUACGGUAACCAUUUGACCUGGACGGGUUUCGGCUACGAGGAAGAAGACCCUUCUCGUAUCGAUUACGUCCUCGUAGGACCAGGGCCCGUGAAGGUGCUUAGCAACGGGGGCCAGCCAUGGAAGGUGGAGGGGUACUCUGUGUUGGCCAAUCGAUUUGACGAUGGUGUGUUUAACUCGGACCACCGAGCGGUUGUUGUCGAUCCAUCCUCCUUUGUUGAGCGCCAUCUCGAAGGGCGAACCUUCUGCACAAGUGGCGCGUUCUGUUUCUUUCGGAACGAUAAUCGCGACUCCAGAUCGAGCCAAUAUUCGAUCAUGCCGUCCCCGGAGCUUUCUCAAUCGGGGCAACUGCCCAGCGACAUCCAGCCGGACAGCGUUCAGAAUGGCUCUGUUCCGCCAAUGACAACUGGGAAUCACAAUGACGAAGCUGCCUCAGGAUCUCCUACGGAACAGGGACCGAAUGGGUCAAAUGCGAUCACAGAAGGAAAGCACAAUGCGAAAGCCGUUCUCGCAGCCUCGGGUGUGUCUUUAACACCCGCCGGCUCCAGUCAUAACGCGUCCAAUGGCAAUCCGUCUUCCAGCUCCCAGUCAAUUAAUGCCAAUGGCUCAGCAGCGAGCAAGAAACGAUCACGUGGCGGCUCCGCCAUUCAUACUUCCUCGCCGACAGAAGGGCUAGCCGUGCGUGUACGUGAAACUUCAAAGGAUAAGAUCCUAGCGGAGCAGUAUGUGAACCGGGAGUUCCAACAUUCUGCCUUGACGGCGUAUCACAAUCAGAAUCAAGAGAUAACAAACCAAAAACGUGCCGAACGGGACUUUUAUCUGACUCUACGACGGGAGAAUCAUAUGAACCCGGCGGCGCUGUAUGGUGUCGGCUACGAGGGGUUUGGGAAUGCUCGUACAGAUCUGCGAGGUCAACAUCCCCAGCUAUUGUACCCCUCCAACCGGCGGCGACCAGGUAACCGGAGGACUAGGGAGCUACGGGUUUCACGGAAAGAUUUGAAGACACAAAGUGAACAAAUCGAGGACCUUGUGCCCAUUCGGCUGGACAUCGAUUGGGAGAAGAUCAAGAUCCGAGAUACGUUCACCUGGAAUCUCCAUGAUCGGGUGGUAUCUCCCGACCUAUUCGCCGAAAAGCUAGUGGAGGACCUGGGCCUCCCUCUUGAAUCAUGCGCUCCCCUCGUGCGGAUGGUUUCACAGAGCAUCCAAGAGCAGAUCUGCGAUUACUAUCCUCAAAUAUAUAUGGAAGAAGAUCCUCUCGACCCUCAUCUCCCGUACAGUGCUUACAAGAACGAUGAGAUGCGCAUCCUUGUUAAGCUAAAUAUCACCAUUGGUCAGCAUACUCUGAUUGACCAGUUUGAAUGGGAUAUUAACGACCCCUCCAACUCCCCCGAAGAUUUCGCUGCGCGGAUGACGGAUGACCUUUCUCUGUCAGGGGAAUUUACGACAGCGAUUGCGCACUCUAUCCGCGAACAAUCGCAGCUAUUCACGAAAUCACUCUACAUCCUCUCUCAUCCGUUUGACGGACGUCCGAUCGAUGAUCCCGAUCUUAAGUCCGCUUUCCUUCCUACCCCCCUCGUAUCAUCCUUCAGGCCAUUCCAGGCAGCCAAGGAAUUUACACCUUAUCUGUAUGAAUUGAACGAAGCAGAAUUAGAACGUACAGAAGUUUCAAUAUCCCGUGAUCAGCGGAGGCAGAAACGCUCCGUUAACCGUCGCGGUGGACCCGCCCUACCCGACCUGAAAGACCGCCAAAGGACUAUCCGCACGAUGAUUGUAUCCUCCGUCAUUCCUAAUUCGGCUGCGUCUAUUGAUGAAAGUAACGUCUUCAAACGAUCUGGGUCGAGUCGCGCCAGGCGCGCUGCUGUCGGGUUGCGGGACACUGGUGACGAUUCUGAUGAAUCAGACAGCGACGAAUCUUCAAUCACAGGCUCCCCCGCUAUCGGUCCUCAUCUGGCUCAAGGCACUGCGCGCACAAGAGGCAUGCGAGGGGCUGCCAGUGCUGCUCACGCUGCUCUGCGUGCGAACCUUGGUCAGUCUGCCACUCCGGAGCCUCACCACGAGGGAAGAGCAUCUGCUAGGAGACGGGACUAUCGCGAAGAGAGCAUCGAAGAGCCAGAAAAACUAAUUGUGAAGCUUAAGAUCCCUCGUGAGAAGUUCCGUCAACUUCUUACCCACGGACCACAGUCAAUACCGAGUCUCUCAGCGACUCCAGCCCCUCAGCCACCCUCACAUCAAGGCACGCCUCAAAUUAGCACCCCGACCCCAAGCAACAUGGCUCCACCGUCACACACCCAGCCUCAAGCUCGUGUCCCAAGUGUCAUCGGUACACCCACACAACGGACCGUCCCCGCGCAGCAAAUUGGAGCCAUAGAUGCAACCCACCCCCCUCAGCCGGGUGUCCCAGGGCCCCCGCCUCCAAGUUGGCUCGCGGCGGGACUCGCGCGACUAAAACGCUCGUAUCCAAAUGACUCCUUUGAAGGCGUAAUGCGCUACACUGCUGUCGACACGGAGACAAUGCUACCAGUAGCCAAUGCCAAUACCGAGUCAGGCCAGAAACUAAAAUAUCAAUACCUCCCACGCAUCCGGUGCCAUGACUGCCCGGGCAAACUGUAUACCCCGGGGCCAGGCACGACAGUCGAUAAUUUCGAGGUCCACCUUCGAAACCGACAACACAAAGAGCGUGUUGAGGAGAGAAUCACCAGGACCGGCGGUGCAGGGGGCAACAAUGCAUCUUAGUCAUGAGCUCAACGAUGAAGCGCUUUCAUCUUUAUAUCUUCCUCC